AUGUCUCACCCAUACGUGCCCGGUUAUGGCCUACAAAAGAAGAAGAACCCCGCGAUGUUCUCGCAAUCGUUUCUUCUGAUAAACAAGCAUUUACUUCUCUUUUAUCCUCUUGUCAGAGUCAUCAGCCAUCGCCUUGUCCAGCCCGUCAUGUCUGAGGAAGAUGUUGUCCAUCUGGACGGCUUCAGGCUGUCUCUUCAAGAGCUCGGCUUGACCCGUGAAACCUUGAACAAUCACGUCAGUGGUCGUAUCAUUCCCUUCAUGAUUGAUGAAGAGAUGAGAGCUCUCUAUCAACGGGCCAAAGACGACCCCGAAUCUCUCUCGCCGGCCGAGAGAAACCGCGUCUUUGGCAGAAUUCCACCCGAAGACGAGGAACGACUUUGCCAGGAACGUCUCGGUUGUACGAAAGAGCAACUCUACGAAAAGGCUCUGACCCAAGGCGACGACCUGAGCAUGCUGGAGUGCGACAUGAUCAUACGUGGCUGCGACUAUGAUUGGAAAAACACUUCAAACAAGGCGACCGACCUCGACAGGCUCAUGAAACUGUCGGCAGAUGACCGUACUCUUAUUCUCAAGGGCCGUGAAGCUAUCAAAGGACCAUCAAUCCUGAGAGCCACCGAAAAGCGAAAGCAGUACACACGAGUAAGGGCCGAUGAGGCACGUCGAAAGGCCGAGCGACUCAAGCAGGCCAGGCACGGCCAUCGUGCUGAUUGGGUACAAGACAUGGUGGACAGGGAUCUGCCACAAUGGGGCUUUGUUGUGAUGCGUACUCAAUACAGUGACCCCCGCAGCGAUGAGGCCUGGAAAAAGUUCCAGGAGCGCUUUGACACCGUGGGCAAACUGAUCAUGCAGAGCUGGAGUGGUCGCCCACCGAAGGCGGAACUUUGGAGGACACUUGAGACUGUCUUUGUAUCUGACGCUGCCUUGGACGGGGCGUCGACAGAUGCGCUCAGGGAAAGAUUCAAGAGCAUGCGAGAAGCUCUUCCAGAGGGGAUACGGCGAGACUGUUUUCUUGUCCAAGACAAGUUGCUGGCCGAGGAGUGGCUGACGAUUCGCGCGGUGAACCCCGACUUCGACGCAGAGGCGCCCCUUGGCACUGAGGAUGCCAGCUACACCGAGCAAAAGACGUCAAUCACAGUGAAGGAUCUGGAGGGGUUUUGCGGGGAGGUUCAGGUGCCGCUGUCCAAGGUUUUUGACUGGCUUCACUAUUCCCUGCUGACGGACUCUGAAACGUGGGAGAGGCGGUACAAGCAGACGACGCAGAAGCAGCCCAGGUCUCUCAUUUCGUACUGGCCGUACCCAGAGUAUUGA
This is a messenger RNA of Fusarium vanettenii 77-13-4, 1308 nucleotides long. RefSeq lists its product as uncharacterized. The transcript has a single exon. Lineage: Eukaryota; Fungi; Ascomycota; Sordariomycetes; Hypocreales; Nectriaceae. The record is from RefSeq and is a predicted model, not a curated record. Bases 1 to 1308 code for a protein of 435 amino acids.